AUGGCAAAUAUGAUCGUCAUCUUUCUUUUGCUUGCGAUCUUUCCUUCAAUUGAAGCCUUAACUUGUCCUAAAUACCAAUGCAAGGCAAAAGAUUAUCCUUUCCCUGAUCCUAGCACCUGCAUGAGCUAUGACGAAACAAAUGGCAUUUAUUAUGUCAACCCUUGCAAUUAUGGGUAUUAUUGCCCAGCUAUGUUGGCUGAAAAAUCAGCGAACUGUACAAGGCCACUUCCUUCUCCACCUCAUGCCAAAUUAGCAGGCGAUUACGUAAUGUACAAAAUACUAUAAUUUUAUUAAAAAAUUUUUAAUAUAACAAUAAAAUCACAAUAAUUAACCUCUUAAAGAAUUUUAUAUAUAAUCCAGGCGAAUCUUGCUUUUACGAUGAAGACUGCUAUUUAAAUAACACCUGUGUAAAUGGGUAUUGCAAAGGACAUCUAGAAAACCAUUCCUGCUUGAACCAUACAGACUGUGACGUCGGCUUAAGAUGUCAUCAAGAUACCUGUAUAGCUCAAAUCCCUGCAGGAGAAAAAGGCUGCAUUGAAGACUCUGAUUGUGUCAACAAUGCAGGCUGUGAUAUAGUGAGCUCUAUAGACCCUACAGUUAAUACCUGCAAAACUUAUUUUUCAAUCAGCAACGAAGACCCUGUCAACCUUAACUGUACCACAGCAGGUGACGUUAACUAUUUAUGCAAAUCCGGGUUCUGCAUUGAGUUAAACAAAGGAGAUACCCCACAAUGCUACACAGCCCCUAAAUCAAGCAAAAAAAUCCCAACCUCUUGCACCGCAGAUACUGACUGUGUCUCAAAAACAAUUGGAAAACUUAAUAAAAGCUUUAAUACAGAUUGCUUAUGCAGCUACACCAAAGCCGGUGGCGGCGUAUGUGACAUUUUCCCUGGGGAUUCCCCAUAUGUCAAAUAUUCUGACAUAAUAAAAUCCUGGACUAAAAGCAAAGGGAUUUUGAAAUGCAAUACAUAUGCAAGGUUCAGCGAAAACUGUAUGGACACUUGGUGGGAAAAAAAGAAAAUUGACGAGCUGAUGUAUUAUGAUAAUUAUGUGUUCAUUUAUUCAGUAAUUCAUGAAGCUGAAGACUGCGUGGUUCAGACUUAUUUUCCAGCUUAUUGGGAGGCGAAAAAAGAAUAUGAUAAAGGAAGUGAUGCAAAUGGACUGAUAGUAGGGAUUUUCUUGGUUUUAGGCUUAGGGUAUUAA
Blepharisma stoltei is the source of this 1202-nucleotide messenger RNA. The record is from the annotation of a GenBank genome assembly. Lineage: Eukaryota; Ciliophora; Heterotrichea; Heterotrichida; Blepharismidae.